Messenger RNA from Apis florea (little honeybee), 1728 nucleotides. RefSeq lists its product as uncharacterized. Lineage: Eukaryota; Metazoa; Arthropoda; Insecta; Hymenoptera; Apidae. The record is from RefSeq and is a predicted model, not a curated record.
AUGGUCAGUGCUGCCGCGGUGCUCGAGCCAACACCAUCGCUUUUCGCGCAUGCCUCGAUCGCAGGAUGUCAAACGGCCGUGACAAAAGAACACGGUGAAUUUUAGUGAAUAUCUGUGAUGUGCGAUUAAUGGAAAGUUCUUUUUUUUUUUUUGCCCGCCUUCACCAUGAAAAAUUCAUCUGCAUUACGAGAUCUAUUGUUAAUUAUUUGGUUCACAUUAAUGGUUCGUGUAAAAUCUGCGAUAAUGCCUCCUCCGUGGGCAGAUCCGUCAAGCAAUCCUUGUGCCGCUCAACCACGUGGUUGGCAAUUGUUAUUUUGGCCGCCGGAUGGAAAGUGUUACAAAAUAUUCCAGAUUGGAGCACCAUGUCCAGAGACAAUGGAACUGAGUCCAGCAGCAGGUGGAGGUGGGACUAUAGCUGAAUGUAGAUGCCCUCCAGGAACUGCACAAUCUCCUAGAGAUGCGCUAUGUCAUAAGAUAUAUACAAGAGCAUCUUGUCCAAAGGGACAGUUCUUUGCACCUGUACCAGAGACAUCUGGGAGAUCUAGGUGGGGUGUAUGUCAUGAUCCAGAACCAUGCAAAGAAAAAGGAGAAGUCUAUUGGCCUAGAGACAAUAAAUGUUAUCCCAAAUUUAGCAAAGGACCAUGUUCAAAAGGGGAACUUCUCACCGUAGAUGAAGAUGGACUAACAUUAUGUUCUUGUUCUACAAAUGGAGAACUUGGACGAUAUCAUUGGGCAGGUAAUGGCGGUGGUUGUCACGAACAUUACACUAAAGGACCAUGUACAGAACCAGGAGAAUUAUUUUUACCGGGUGGUAUAUGUGGCUGUCACUCUAAAUUACCUCACUAUCAUGAACCAACUGGAAUGUGUUAUCAGUUAGGUGAUAUUGGUCCAUGUUUACAAGGUCAUCACUUUAUUGUAAUAAAUACAAUAAUCAAUGGAGGAGAAAUUCGUGCUAAGUGUGUAUGCAAACCAGGUCAUGUUCUUUAUAAAAAUGGAUUUUGCUAUAGACUUUAUACAAAAGGACCAUGUGAAAAUGGCUAUAUGUUAAUAAACUCAAUGACUUGCAUUCCUAUACCUUGCACACGAGGACGAUUAUAUUUUCCACAAGAAAAAACAUGUUACAAAAUAGGAACAAGAGGACCAUGUCCGAGAGGACAAAUUGUUUUGUACGAUUAUAAUGUACGACCAUCUGUUGAUGGAAUCAGUUAUAAUGGAGUAUGUGGAUGUAUAAAUGUACAAAAGAACUUGGAAAAAUGUUUCGAAGAAACUAAUGACAGUUGCGAAUCCACACCGGGAAUGGUAGAAAUAAAUAAAACUUGUUACAAAUUAUAUACACAAGGACCUUGUACUGCAGGAGAAUGGUUAGUUGCACAAAGAAUGCCAAAACAGAGUUUAUGGAAAAAUGAAGAAUUAGAAUCAAGAGCUAGAUGCGAAUGCAGACCCGGAUAUAAGAGAAUUACAGAUACUUUUAAAACUUCUGAAUUAGAAAGUAAUAGUCUUCUUUCUUCUGGUGGUUGUCAACCACCUACUGUAAGUUUAGCAAAGUUUCUCAAUGAAAAAGCGAAAUCGAUAAAUUUUUAAAUGAAUAAGAAUAAGAAACUUUUAACGAAUAAGAACUGAAAUGAGAGACUAUGAAUAAUAGCAUAUGUCAGUGAUAAAAUGCAUUUUCUUAAACUAUUAUAUGUAAAUACUAUUGUAUAAAUAUUGUUUAUAAAAUAUUCUCAUGAA